Anopheles coustani is the source of this 552-nucleotide messenger RNA. RefSeq lists its product as uncharacterized. The transcript has a single exon. Lineage: Eukaryota; Metazoa; Arthropoda; Insecta; Diptera; Culicidae. Bases 72 to 389 code for a protein of 105 amino acids. The record is from RefSeq and is a predicted model, not a curated record. Gene Ontology annotation, cellular component: ciliary basal body; centrosome.
UUGCUUUGGCACCGAGAAAAGGACGCGAUUUUACUAGUGCAAGUGCGUUAAUCAUAAACCAGUUCCAGAAAAUGUCCGAUACUGCCGCUCGUUUGCAAAACCACAACCAAGAAAUGGUAAAAUGUCUCAGUUCACUUCGCAACACACGCAUGGCCCUGGAGAAACGCCUCGCAGUACAGGAACAACAGAGGGAAGGCAUUCGUAAGGAGAUCGAAAACCUACAACGAUCAUUGGCAAAACUGGAGGCCGCCAUAGCGGACGAUACGAAAAAACUCAACGACUGUGUGAAAUGCAUCUCGGAAACGGAAAGUGGCUACAACAAAGUGGUUGACACAUUACAACUGUUGCUUAUGUCUGCCAAAGAAAAGAGUGGCGUACCCAACGAAUGAGGUCCAAAUUUAUGCUUAAUGUACUGUACAGAAAAUGAAACAUAAUUUUAUAUCAGUGAAAGUUAUGAGUUCAGUUUUAUUUACCCAGUUGAUGCUAUCACAAUUCGGUAUAGGAAAGAUAAAUACGAGCAAAAACACUGCCUCGAAUAAAAACGCAAUCAAC